Antrostomus carolinensis (chuck-will's-widow) is the source of this 1326-nucleotide messenger RNA. It is a transcript of the gene AMDHD1, whose product is annotated as amidohydrolase domain containing 1. Bases 1 to 1326 code for a protein of 441 amino acids. Gene Ontology annotation, molecular function: imidazolonepropionase activity. The transcript has 9 exons. The record is from RefSeq and is a predicted model, not a curated record. Lineage: Eukaryota; Metazoa; Chordata; Aves; Caprimulgiformes; Caprimulgidae. Gene Ontology annotation, cellular component: cytoplasm.
AUGGCUGUUGAACUGAAGAUCAGCCCCAGGGAGAUUUAUUCCCUACGGCUUCCAAGGGCACAAGGGUAUAAUUCAGUUCCAGGCAGUGGAGGCUGGCGAUGGCAGUUUGAUUUCCCAGGCUCACGCUUCCUCUGUUUGUGGUCUGUUGUUCGCAGAGAUGGUUGUAUCAAAGCUGUGGGCCAGGCAGAUGUUAUUCGCAAUCAGUUCUCAGGAGCAACAUUUGAAAGAAUAAUUGACUGUUCAGGGAAGUGUGUGUUACCAGGCCUGGUAGAUGCACAUACACACCCAGUGUGGGCUGGUGAUAGGGUUCAUGAGUUUGCAAUGAAGCUGGCAGGUGCAUCCUAUAUGGAGAUCCACCAGGCUGGGGGAGGAAUACAUUUUACUGUGGAACACACUCAGAAGGCCACAGCAGAAGAGCUGUUCGAUACUUUCAAACACCGACUUGAACGCAUGCGCAGAGCAGGAUCUACGUUGGUUGAGUGCAAGAGUGGAUAUGGCUUAAACUUAGAAACAGAGCUUAAAAUGCUCAGGGUGAUCGAACGCGCUAAGCAGUCCUUGGAUAUUGGCAUUUCAUCAACAUACUGUGGAGCUCAUUCUGUGCCAAAAGGGAAGACUGCUACCGAAGCCGCAGAUGACAUUAUCAAUAACCAUCUCCCUAAACUGAAAGAACUCAAACUAAGUGGUGAAAUACAUGUUAACAAUAUAGAUGUGUUCUGUGAGAAGGGAGUCUUUGAUCUGGAUUCUACUAGGAGAAUUCUUCAAGCUGGAAAAGAUAUAGGGUUACAGAUUAACUUCCAUGGUGAUGAACUCCAUCCGAUGAAAUCUGCUGAGCUUGGAGCUGAACUAGGAGCCCGGGCUAUCAGCCACCUGGAAGAAGUUAGUGAUGAAGGUAUCGCAGAAAUGGCAAAAGCUAAGUGCGCCGCCGUCCUUUUACCAACAACUGCCUACAUGCUAAGAUUGAAGCAACCUCAAGCUAGAAAAAUGUUAGAAGAAGGAGUUAUAGUGGCUCUUGGCAGUGACUUUAAUCCUAAUGCAUACUGUUUUUCAAUGCCUAUGGUGAUGCAUCUGGCCUGUGUAAACAUGAAGAUGUCAAUGAAUGAAGCACUAGCAGCUGCCACCAUUAACGCAGCCUAUGCCCUGGGAAAAUCGGACACGCAUGGCUCCAUAGAGACUGGGAAGCAAGGGGACCUUAUUGUCAUAAAUUCAUCAAGGUGGGAGCACCUGAUUUACCAGUUCGGGGGACAUGAAGCGUUGAUCGACUAUGUUAUAGUUAAAGGAAAAGUCGUCUAUCAAAAUGAGAGUUGUGGGGCAAUGAGCAGUUACUGA